Messenger RNA from Cucumis melo (muskmelon), 3011 nucleotides. RefSeq lists its product as uncharacterized. Gene Ontology annotation, biological process: double-strand break repair via homologous recombination; DNA replication. Gene Ontology annotation, cellular component: cytoplasm; nucleus; chromosome. Bases 300 to 2714 code for a protein of 804 amino acids. Gene Ontology annotation, molecular function: ATP binding; nucleic acid binding; 3'-5' DNA helicase activity. Lineage: Eukaryota; Viridiplantae; Streptophyta; Magnoliopsida; Cucurbitales; Cucurbitaceae. The record is from RefSeq and is a predicted model, not a curated record. The transcript is spliced from 19 exons.
CCCCAACAUAAAACAAGCUGUACGCUUAAGGUCCAGUCUGAUUGCAACAAUGGCCAUGGAUCGGAGGGGGCAUGCUAAGGCCCAAAAAAGCUUUCCGUCCAAAAGGCGGGAAUUUUGGCGUUCUAUCGAACAGCGGAACAAUUGUCAUAUCAUUAUGUUUUUUCUAACUCUGGUAAAAGGUUCUGAAUCAUUUCUGUAAUCUAUGUUGCACGCCCUUGAACGCAAAAGAAUCGACACAGUCUUCUUUAACUCUCGCUUUUACCUAAGACCGCCAGAAAAGACAGCAGCAUAGUCAAAUAAUGGAGGCCAUUCUAAAGAGGUACUUUGGAUUCUCGGCGUUUAGGCCGUAUCAGAAAGAAGUCAUUCAGGCCAUUCUUCGUGGGAAGGAUUGCUUGGUGGUUACGGGCACCGGAAGUGGGAAAUCCUUAUGUUAUCAGGUACCGCCUUUGGUCGUUGGAAAGACUGGCAUAGUUGUUAGCCCCCUUAUAUCAUUAAUGCAGGAUCAGGUAAUGGCUUUAAAACAAAGAGGGAUCAAGUCUGAGUACCUUGGAAGUACUCAGACUGAUUCCACAGUUCAAGCCAAGGCAGAGAGUGGUCAAUAUAAUAUCUUGUUCAUGACACCAGAAAAGGCAUGCUCUCUUCCCUUGAGUUUUUGGUCAAAAUUAAAGAAGGCAGGAAUUUGUUUGUUUGCCGUUGAUGAAGCACACUGCAUUUCCGAGUGGGGGCAUAAUUUUAGGGCAGAAUACGAACUGCUGGACGAUUUUCGCGAUGUUCUACCAGGUCUUCCAUUUGUUGCACUGACUGCCACUGCACCUGAAAAGGUUCGGAGUGACAUUAUUAAUUAUUUGAAGAUGAAAGACCCUCAAGUUACCAUUGGUUCAUUCGAUCGAACAAAUCUUUUCUAUGGAGUCAAGUUUUUUAAGCGUCCUCGAUUAUUCAUGAAUGAGCUUGUGCUUGAUAUCUCUAAGUAUCUAGCCUCUGGUGGUUCAACUAUCGUUUACUGCAGGACAAUUAAAGCUGUUGAGCAGAUAUCCAAGUCACUUAAAGAAGCAGGGAUUAGUGCUGGAAUUUAUCACGCUCAAAUGGACAAAGAAUCACGUGCAGAAUCCCACAGACUAUUUAUAAGGGAUGAAGUGCAAGUCAUGGUUGCCACUGUUGCUUUUGGUAUGGGUAUUGACAAACCAAAUGUAAGACAGGUGAUACAUUAUGGCUGCCCAAAGAGUCUAGAAUCUUAUUAUCAGGAAAGUGGGCGAUGUGGUAGAGAUGGUAUUGCUUCUGUUUGCUGGCUUUAUUACACGAGAAGUGAUUUUGCUAAAGCAGAGCUCUACUGUGGUGAAUCACCAACUGAAAACAAAAGAACAGCUAUUAUGGAGUCAUUGAUGGCUGCACAGCGGUAUUGUUCUAUAGCAACUUGCAGAAGAAACUUCUUGCUCGGUUAUCUUGGGGAAAAAUCUCAGUCUGAAAAAUGUGGAAAUUGUGAUAAUUGCAUAGACUCAAAAAAGGAGCAUGACAUGUCAAAAGAAGCAUUUCUUCUACUGGCCUGCAUCCAAUCAUGCAGGGGUAAAUGGGGACUGAACAUGCCUGUAGAUAUUCUUCGUGGAUCUAGAGCAAAAAAGAUGAUGCGUUAUGAUCAGUUUGAUAAGCUUCCACUUUAUGGACUUGGAAGAGAAUACUCAUCAAAUUGGUGGAAAGCACUAGCUAGUCAACUAAUUUCAAAUGGCUAUUUGACAGAGAACAUACGCGAUUUCUACAGAACCAUAGGUAUCAGUGCAAAAGGGGAAAAAUUUCUCAAUUCUGCCAGACAGGACUGCCAACCACCUCUAGUUUUGCCGAUGACGAGUGAAAUGACUGGUGAAAAUGAAGAUGCCAGUGCACUAAGUGAAUCUGGGAAAAUGGAUAAUUUGGCCACUUUGAAGAGUGGACUUUCAGAGGCCGAGGAAAAACUCUUUCAAUUACUUUUAGAAGAGAGAAUGAAGCUUGCUAGAAGUGCUCGAACUGCCCCGUAUGCCAUUUGUGGUGAUCAAACAGUUCAAAGAAUUGCAUUGACUAGACCAUCUACUAAGGCAAGAUUAGCAAAUAUUGAUGGUGUCAACCAGCAUCUGCUAAAAAUGCACGGAGAUCUAAUUCUUGAAGCAGUCAAGCGUCUAUCACAACAAGUCAGUCUAUCACUGGAUGGCGAAUAUAGAGAACCAAACAAACGACGACCAUUGGCUCCAGAAAAGUUCGAAGCUUGGAAAAUGUGGCAUGAACAUGGUCUCUCGGUGCAGAAAAUUGCUAACUUCCCUGGUAGAUCGGCACCUAUCAAAGAAACUACCGUUUCUGGGUAUAUUGUUGAUGCAGCCCAGGAAGGAUAUGAAAUCGACUGGACCAAAUUUUGUGAUGAGAUAGGAUUUACAUGUCAGAUAUUCUCCGACAUUCAAUCUGCUGUCACAAAGGUUGGAUCUGCUGAGAAGUUGAAGCCGAUAAAAAGUGAAUUACCAGAAGAAAUAAAUUAUGCACACAUCAAGACUUUUCUGGUAAUGCAAAGCUGUGGAAUGUCCCCUAAAGGUCUGGACAAAAAAACCGACAAACCAAGAACUGGUGCAUCAUCGCUUUGUUGGAAUAAAUGGUAUAUGACCGUUCGUACAAAGUUGCAUUGUUUCAUGAAUGAACAUAUCUUUUCUAAAAUAACCCAUUUAAAAAAUAGACGCGACUAUUUGAAUAGCCGUAAAUAGUCUAUAAAUGCCGCAUAUUUUUCAAACUGUUUAAGAGAACUUUUUUCUAUAUUAAUUUUCUAUCACAGACAUUUCUCACUCUAGUAAACUUUGUUCAAUUUCAGUUUAUUUCCACAAAAUAUAGUUUUUUAGAUCUUGUGGACAAGUUUAUUUCCACAAAAUAUAGUUUUUUAGAUUUUGUGGACAAGGUGUUGCUUCCAUGAGAAAGUUAACCUGUUCUAUCUAGGAGACAAUUACUCAUGAAAUUCGGACAAGAGUGAGUAAAAUUACAACAUGAAUUUUGUUGCGCUUAGAUUA